Messenger RNA from Mesitornis unicolor (brown roatelo), 1073 nucleotides. RefSeq names its product transmembrane protein 161B (gene TMEM161B). NCBI's taxonomy places the organism in Eukaryota, Metazoa, Chordata, Aves, Mesitornithiformes, Mesitornithidae. The record is from RefSeq and is a predicted model, not a curated record. The transcript is spliced from 9 exons. The annotation marks the transcript as partial.
GGAAAUUUGUGGUGUGCCAUGGUUUUUUACGAUGGUAUCAGCAUCCUACUGAAGAAGAGCUACGGAUUCUUGCAGGGAAACAAAAAGGGAAGAGCAAAAAAGAUAGGAAAUAUAAUGGUCAUAUUGAAAACAAACCUCUAACCAUUCCAAAAGACAUUGAUCUUCAUCUGGAAACAAAGUCUGUGACUGAAAGGGACACUAUUGCAUUGCAUUAUUUCCCGGAAUAUCAGUGGUUGGUGGACUUCACUGUUGCAGCUACAGUUGUGUACGUGGUGACGGAAGCCUAUUACAGUAUUGUGAAGCCCUCACAGGAAAUGAAUAUCAGCGUGGUGUGGUGUCUGCUUGUCUUGGCUUUUGCAGUUAAGGUAUUGUUUUCGUUGACUACCCACUAUUUCAAAGUCGAGGAUGGUGGUGAAAGAUCAGUCUGUGUUACCUUUGGUUUCUUCUUCUUUGUGAAAGCAAUGGCGAUUCUCAUUGUGACAGAAAACUAUCUGGAGUUUGGACUGGAAUCAGGAUUCUCGAAUUUCUCAGAAAGUGCUAUGCAGUUCCUUGAAAAGCAGGGUUUGGAAUCCCAGGGUCCUGUGUCUAAACUAACCUUCAAAUUGUUCCUGGCUGUUCUGUGUUCACUUAUUGGUGCUUUUUUGACAUUCCCUGGCUUGCGACUGGCUCAAAUGCAUCUGGAUGCUCUGAAUUUAGCAACAGAAAAAAUAACACAAACAUUGCUACAUAUAAACUUCUUGGCACCUUUAUUUAUGGUUCUACUGUGGGUAAAACCUAUCACUAAGGACUACAUUAUGAACCCACCUUUGGGCAAAGAGAGCAUCCCUUUAAUGUCAGAAGAGACAUUUGACACCAUGAGGUUGUGGAUUAUAAUCCUGUUGUGUGCUUUACGGUUGGCUAUGAUGCGCCAUCAUUUGCAGGCCUAUCUGAAUUUAGCCCAGAAAAGUGUGGAUCAAAUGAAAAAGGAAGCUGGCAGAAUAAGUAUGGUUGAUUUACAGAAAAUGGUAAGUCUGUUAAAAUGCCUUUUCUUCCACUUAAAGUCUUCUGUGGCACCAGAGCAGAAAUCUGAAUGA